CCUACGACUCCAGUCCCCAAAGCCUUUUAGGACCUUUAUUCUUUCGUCGGCUAAUUCUGUGCCUGAGUGAAAACGCCUAAUCAGCGUGUGCAAUCGUUCCUGGUAACUUGGUACCUGUCGAACAUUUAAAUCCUAGGAUAUAGAAAAGCAAAGCCUGCGAGUUGGAAAUGGAUCCUCAGAAAAUAUCAGAGUUGAAGGCAUUUGUGCAGUUAUGCACCAGCACCCCCUCUAUUCUGCAUCUACCCGAGCUUGGUUUUUUCCGGUCCUGGCUGGAAAGCCUGGGAGCCACGAUUCCAUCAGCAUCAGAGAACGAGGCUCCCCCAACCACCUCUAAAAAGGAGGAAACGUCUUCAGCUCCCCCUCCUUGUUCAGCGGCCCCAGAGCCAACGCUGUCUGAGAGUGAGGAGAGCGAGCUGGAGAUUGAAAAGGAUGGUGUGAUCGAGCCAGACACCGACGAGCCCCAGGAGAUGGUGGACCUCGACAGUGUGGAGGUAACUGAGGAAAUGAUGGACCAAGCUAAUGAAAAGAAAAUGGAGGCCAUCACUGCCCUUGGGGAAGGUGAGCUGGACAAAGCCUUGGGCCUCUUCACAGAAGCCAUCAAGCUCAACCCCCGACUGGCCAUUUUAUACGCCAAGAGGGCCAGCGUGUACAUCCAGAUGCAGAAGCCGAACGCGGCGGUGAGGGACUGCGACAGGGCCAUCGCCAUCAACCCCGACUCUGCUCAGCCUUACAAGUGGAGAGGGAAGGCGCACAGGUUGCUUGGUCAUUGGGAAGAGGCUGCAAAGGACCUUGCAAUGGCCUGCAAGUUGGACUAUGAUGAAGAAGCCAGCGCUUUGCUGAAGGAGGUCCAACCAAAGGCCAACAAAAUCGUGGAGCACCGCCGCAAGUACGAGCGGAAGAGGGAGGAGCGGGAAAUCCAACAGCGGAAGGAGAAGGUGAAGAAGGCCAGGGAGGAGCAUGAGAGAGCCCAAAGGGAGGAAGAGGCCAGGCAGCAGUCGAGCGGAGCCGAUGGAGGUUUCCCGGGUGGUGCUGGCGGUUUCCCUGGCAUGGCUGGUAUGGGAGACCUCUUCAGCGACCCUGAGGUUCUCACCGCCAUGAAGGACCCAGAAGUGAUGGCAGCCUUCCAGGAUGUAGCCCAGAAUCCUGCCAACAUGGCUAAGUACCAGAACAACCCCAAGGUCAUGGCCCUGAUCACCAAACUCAGUGCCAAAUUCGGGGGCCCUGAGGCCUAGACAGGCACGGACUUUCACCCUGUUGGUUGAAGCUAGGUGAGGACCAACGUUUGUGUUGGGGGGUGGCAUUAUGGACGGAGAUGUCUGUGCCUUGGGCGACGUUUAACGGUCAGGAGAUGCUGAAGUUUGGUAUCAGAAUAUAUUCUUAAACCUAUUAGUAGCCUUCCUUGAGAAAUCCAAUCAUCUGUCACCAAGCUUUUCUCAUGGAUGCAAAACGACAGACUGUGUAUGAUACAAGAAAAUCAAAGGUCUUACUGGGUGUGCUUCGGUUUGCAGUGGAGAAAUGAUAAUAAAAUCAUUUUUGUUGUA
This is a messenger RNA of Brienomyrus brachyistius, 1541 nucleotides long. RefSeq names its product hsc70-interacting protein-like. The record is from RefSeq and is a predicted model, not a curated record. The coding region runs from base 168 to 1232 and encodes 354 amino acids. NCBI's taxonomy places the organism in Eukaryota, Metazoa, Chordata, Actinopteri, Osteoglossiformes, Mormyridae. Gene Ontology annotation, molecular function: protein dimerization activity; Hsp70 protein binding. The transcript has 13 exons.